Harpegnathos saltator (Jerdon's jumping ant) is the source of this 7597-nucleotide messenger RNA. RefSeq names its product nuclear pore complex protein Nup98-96 (gene Nup98-96). The record is from RefSeq and is a predicted model, not a curated record. The transcript is spliced from 21 exons. NCBI's taxonomy places the organism in Eukaryota, Metazoa, Arthropoda, Insecta, Hymenoptera, Formicidae. The coding region runs from base 456 to 6140 and encodes 1894 amino acids. Gene Ontology annotation, molecular function: RNA binding; structural constituent of nuclear pore. Gene Ontology annotation, cellular component: nuclear pore; nuclear pore cytoplasmic filaments. Gene Ontology annotation, biological process: post-transcriptional tethering of RNA polymerase II gene DNA at nuclear periphery; RNA export from nucleus; telomere tethering at nuclear periphery.
UCUUUUAGUUCUGUUGUCCUGUGGCGUGCCAUUUUAGAUGAAAUUGCGCGCAAUUUGCUGUAACGUAUUCGUGAGUGUUUGUGAAAAAGAUACAUUUUGACGCACGUAUUUAUAUAAAUUCCGUCUAGCUGUUACAACAAUGGAGGACUCUGGUAUAUGUUGUUAACCAAAGCGGAUCUAAUGGAUCGUGCCUUUUACUUCGAGUUAUAAGAAAUGGAGGAAUAUCACGCACGUGUGAUCUUUCGAUUUAGUAUGUCCGAUGAUAUACACAUCACAUUGAAACGUUUUCAGUAAAAUAUUGUGUGUUAUCAUCAAGAGACUGUCAUAGAUUCACGUGAGCGACUGGUUGAGUGCGAUAGUGAUUAGACUCUACGAGACGCGUGUUUGUUGUUAUCUCCUCGGAUAACACUAUUAUUUGAGAAAAAUUCUACAGUUACCUGACAAUUUCUACAAGAAUGUUCGGGCAAACUGGAAAUACGUCAUUCAGUGGAUUUAAUACAGCAACGCAAAACAGUCCAUUUGGUCAAUCCGCAUUUGGUAAACCCAUUACUACAACAAGUUUUGGUAGUGGUGCAACACCUGUCUUUGGUAGUAGUACUUCACUCUUUAAUUCUAAGCCUACAGGUUCUACCACAGGUGGCUUGUUUGGCAAUACUGCAACGCCACCAGCAUUUAGACAGCCAACUAGUACCCAACCAUCUUUUGGAGGAUUUGGAACAACGAAUACAAGCACUAAUCUCUUUGGCACACAGCAGAAUGCAGCAACAAAUCUUUUUGGUUCAAGCUCUGCAACUUCUGCAUUUGGUCAAGCAAACAAGCCUAGUGGUUUCAGCUUUGGCACGACGUCUGGAACCAACCUCUUUGGGCAACCACAACAACCUGCGCAACAAACUACUCCAUUUGGUCAACAGAAUACUACCACAAAUACAAAUCUUUUUGGUACAAACACAGGCUUUGGCAACAGCAACACUACCACUACAGUACCAAUGGGCACAGUAGUGAAAUUCACACCUGUAGUUACAACCGAUUCUAUGUCCAAAAAUGGGAUAUCACACAGUAUUUCGGCACGUCAUUGUUGCAUCGUGGCUAUGAAGGAAUAUGAGUCAAAAUCAUAUGAAGAAUUACGUUUUGAAGAUUAUCAAGUGGGAAGAAAAGGUCCGCAAAAUACUGGACUUUUUGGAACACCAGCACAACCAUCGCCAUUUGGCAAUACAACAGCUGGUACUAGCACGGCUGGUACAGCUUUUGGAUCGAUGACUGGAGGAUUCGGUACUACUAGUCAGUCGGGAUCGACUGGACUAUUUGGAAAACCUAUCACUAAUUUCGGAACACCAGCGACUACAACCAAUAGUUUUGCAUUUAAUUCCCCAUCCAGCACGAAUCUAUUCGGUACUAACUCUCAAGCAAAACCUUUCGGCACAGCUGCACCAACGCCACUUUUUGCAACUAACAAUACUAACCAAACUGCUGGUACAGGUUUUGGUGGUAUUAAUACCGGACAGAGUACCGGUUUCGGAUCGGCAUUUGGCUCCACGCAACCUAAUCAGAGUAUUGGACUCUUCAGCCAGAACAAAUCCGCCUUUAAUAUUCCAUCGACAUCAACUAGCACUGGUUUCACUGGUUUCGGCCAAACAGCGUCAAACAAUACCGCUACGCCAUUGUUCGGCAAUAAAACAACUACCGCCGGAUUUGGGACAUCUACAUUCGGCACAGCUGCACCCUCGGCCUUUGGAACCAAUACUGGUUUUAAUUCGGGCCAGAAUACCGGAUCCUCGUUGUUUAAUUCAUCUUUCAAACCAGCUGGACAAACGUCGGGAUUUUCUUUCGGGAACACAUCCACAUCAUCAACUGGACUUGGUACGAACACUGGUUUGAAUCUGGGUGGCGGCACUUCCUUGUUCGGACAGCAAAAGCCAGGCAGCUUGUUUGGAAAUACCGGGAGUAACACAACAUUCAACAACCCUGGGUCGUUUGGAACUUCCACUUUUGGAACAAAUUCCAACAUGAUGGCUGGAAUAGGAACAGGCUUACUUAACGGAGGGAUAGCAUCAAACCAAGCGAAAAAUGAUUCGGUACCGGUGCAUCAGCAGAUCUUGGCCCUUGUUUCUGCACCAUUCGGUGAUUCACCAUUGUUAAAGAAUCUUUUACCCGCGUCUGGAAAAGCUGAAGAAUUGCUAAAACCUAUAAAUCCAACAUCGAAAAUGUUGAACAGUCCACAGUACAAAGUUACUGCCAACAGCAGGUCUCCUAAAAUUAAAGCAAGAGCCGUUAGUGCAGUGCAACUGUCAAAGAAAUCCUUGUUUGAUGGUCUAGAAGAAGAGGAUCCUGUGUUAUCUGAAGCUUUCCAACCUCGGCCAAACGCAAAGCGUUUAGUGCUGCGACCGAAAUCAGCUACAAACUCUUCGAUUCAGUCUCCUACCGAAAAUGGACCAGUAACGAAACUCACUGGCACAGACGAUAUUAGAGCAGACGUGUCAAAUGGAUAUGGUAACAGUAUCGAAGUAACCAACAAGGAAAAUCAUAGCCAAGAUAAUAAUCGACUUGCAAACGAUCGACGGUCGUCCACAUCCUGGUUGAAAUCGACAAUUCCACGGAAAAACAAAGUCCCGGAUGACGAAUUGGAGGGACAACGAUCGCCAUUCUCUGGAACGACAAACAUGAACGAAGAAAUAAAUAAUACGGUGGCCGAACUAAGACCACAGCAUAAUUCGUCGAAUUCGACGCAUUCGGAUACACUUAAUUCCAUCGAAAUACCACUCAAUUCUUCUACUCUCGGUGACAAGAGCUCUGCGAAUCUUACUGUGCAGAAUACAGAUUCGAGUCAAGAUGCAGACGAGAGUUCAUUUUCGAUGCUGCAGCCAAAUUGGACUAUGAAUAUGGCUAAAGUUACGUUGCGACGAGCGGGUUAUUAUACCAUUCCACCGAUUGAUAAAUUAGACGAUUACGUUUGCGGCGAAACUUGCAACGUGCCGAACUUCACCGUCGGCCGUGAAGGCUACGGGAACGUAUACUUUCCGGAUUCAUUCGACGUGUAUGGCUUGAAUCUAGAUGAAAUUGUUCACUUCCGGCACAAAGAAGUAAUCAUUUACCCGGAUGAUGACAAGAAACCGCCAGUCGGGCAAGGUUUGAAUCGCAAAGCACAGGUCACGCUGGACAAAGUGUGGCCGCACGACAAGUCGUUGCAUGAGCCAAUCACAGAUCCGCAACGACUCGCCGCAAUGAAUUACGAGGGAAAAUUACGCCGGGUGUCCGCGAAGCACGACACUCGUUUCCUCGAGUAUCGCCCAGAAACCGGCUCAUGGGUCUUCAAGGUCGAUCAUUUUUCCAAGUACGGCCUUAGCGACUCAGAUGAAGAUGACGGCCAAGUACCGUCAGCUUCGGAAGCGAAGAAAUUGAAGGGCGUACCCGUGCCUCAGCAGAAAGGUGUUAAUGCGGGAAAGACCGAUCUCUUGACGACCACAAACAAAGACGUGAUGAUGAACGGUGGCACAGCGAAGAUUGGAAACGACAAGCAUCCGGAGAUUGAGAGUAAUUAUCUAGGGGAGACUUCGAUCGGCCGCAUGUUCGCUCCCCGCGACUACAGCUACGAGAAGCAGCCGUCAGCCGUUAGCCCGGUCGGCGACAACGCACGAGUCGCCGGUACAGACAGUCACAAAUUGCAGCUCAUGAAAGCGAGCUUCUUUGACACUAACGAUGAUGACGUCGCCAACGAUGAGCCGAACGGCGACAUACUCCCGUCCGUGCGCAAGACUCUGAUUCGCUAUUUCCCUAACACUCCUGAGGCCAAGAGGGACGAAACAACCUACAGUGCGACCUUACGCUCGAGCUUCAUUAUGAACGAAACUUCGUCAUUUUAUGCGGGCCAAGAGGAUGCGCUGUAUACGUUGAGCAAUAUUAAGCCAUCGCAGCCAGCGUAUGUAAUCAGCAGCGUCAAGCCCGAUCAUCGAGAGCUGCCAAUUGCCGAGAGGACGAUUCUACCGCCAGUGGUCUCACCGGUAACCAGUGUGCUGAAGUAUCAGUUCGAGGUGGUGCCGCUCAAGGAGUCUCGGUUGAACAAGCUACAAUUCCGCUGUGUCGCUGAUACCGGCGUGCAGAUGGGUAGGAUGUUUCGGCCAAGUUGGGGAGUUGGUCUGACCUUGUUGUCCCUGAGCACUCAUAAACAAGCGUCCAAAGUGCAGCUGCAGAGCGCCUUCAGCCAGCUGAGCAACUACGUUUCCGGUCGUCUAGCCGACGACAUCACGUCGACCGCGAUCGUGCAACGGUUGCAGAUCUUGGGCGGUGACGAGGACGACAUUAAAGCCUUCAAGGAUAGCAUAGACCGUCAUCUGAGGAUCCAAUUGGAGCAUUGUGUGAUCGGCCAAGACGGCGACUGUCCCAUUUUCGACGUAUCCUUGGACACCGCUAUCGAAGCCUUAAGGUUGCAUUGCACCUUGGCUCAAGAGCUCGCGGAGAAGGAGCAGAGGGGAAUGAACGAAGACGUGAGCGAUGAUCAGAUAUACCAGCCCAGUGCCGAGCGCUCGUUCCGUCAAUACGCCAGCAUUGUGUGGAAGUUGUGCGUGGCACUGUGGGGUGAAAUGCUCGACCACGAGUCCCUCGUCGAGGAGGGAGACCAUCAUGACAUAAUGACGAGAAGAGAAGCCAUAGGCGAGUGGCUGAAGAGCGUUGUGCAGAAGACGGUCGAGCAAGAGAUCAAGAGCGUGAGCGGCGACAACUGUCACGAGAAGGUCAUUCUGUCGUUGUUGUCCGCCUGCAAACUGGAGGACGCUUGCCAGUUCGCUCGUAAAGCCGGCGACCAUUGCCUGGCGCUGCUGAUGGCGCAGCUGCGCAGCGGGAUGCCCGUGAAGGAGUUGAUCAAGCAGCAAUUGGCCCUGUGGCAAGAGACCGACGUGGAUGAGAACCUCACGAUCGAGCGACUCAAGCUGUUCAUGAUAGUGGCGGGCGAGCCGUUGAUCAGUAGCAAACAUGGCACCAUCAACGUGUGCGAAGAUCUCGACUGGAAACGAGCUUUCGCCAUUCACCUAUGGUACCUGUCGUCGCCGACCUGCUCGAUCACGGACGUGCUUGAUCUCUAUGAAACGUCGUUCAACACGACGGAGAGCGAGGUGUACGCGGCGGCGCCUGAACCUGAGUACAGAGGCAGCGAUUACGACGCCGAGAUAAGUAACGGCAGGCGGAUAUACGAUCUUUGCUUCCAUCUUUUGAAGUUGUACUGCACCGGGAUUCAUGAUUUGGGAGAGCUGCUGAAUCCGCUGUCUUACACCGCUAAUCCGCUGGAUUACAGACUGAGUUGGCUGAUGCAACAGUUGCUCGUGGGCUUGGGCUAUACGCACUUGGCCGACCACGUAUUCGCGUUGACGCACGCGAACUUCGCCACGCAGUUAGAGGCGCACGGUCUGUGGCACUGGGCGAUCUUCGUGAUGCUGCAUCUACGCGAUUCGGUUAGACGACGAGCCACCGUGCAAGACCUGCUGUUGCGCCACAUAGAGAUAGACGACACCCCGGAGUACGCGCAGCGUGAGCAGUUUCUGAAGGAGGAGCUCGGUAUAUCAUCCGUUUGGAUUCAUCAAGCUAAAGCCAUUAAGAGUAGAAUCAAUAAGAGGUAUGGCGAAGCGGCUUGGUACUACAUACAGGCGGAACAAUGGAAUCAGGCUCACGAAAUCAUUAUAGAACACUUGGCAGCCGAUGCUAUAAUAAACGAGAAUUACGAGUAUCUAAGAUCUUUGUUAAACCCCUUAGUACCAGUUGAAUAUAGUAGCGCAAUUAGUGGGUGGACGCAUCAAGGACAGCUUCUGUGGGAAUACAUGGAAAUAACUAACGAAAUACAAAACCUGCUGCAUACAUCGGAUUUCUGCGGAAUAACGUAUCAACUAGAAGCGCUGAAGCCGCGGUUGACGUCUUUGUGUCUCAACAUUGAUCAGUUUCCAUGUCCAACCGCCAAACACAGGUUGUGUCAGGCUGAAAUCGCCAAGAGAACUUUGCACUUGGCUAGAAAUCUAUUGGUACUGCAGAAGAACGACAGCAGAUCCGUCACGAAAUUAUUAGUCCGUCUGAUAUCUCAGCUACCUUUGCCCGAGGAUUAUGCGCAACAGGAACUUCGUCCUAUCGUUAAUAUGCGUGUGACCGAAGUGAUGUCGCAGUGAAUACGAAUAUAUGCCCAAUAGUAUACACACUACGUACAUGCACACGUUAAUUAACUUUCAAAUCGCAUGAAUUGUUGGAGUUUUUACAUCGUUAAUUACGAUAGAAGAACCGGAUUUUUUUUUUUUUCUUCCCGCCAGUUACAACCGCGCACGUAAAGCAGAAAUAAGAGGCUUGAAAAGGCGUAGGACGUAUCAGAUACCGGACGAGUCGAGUCCGCGCGAGCGACUCGUAUAUACACAGUAGAUUAUUAAGCUGGAAAAUAUUAAACGGACACUUGGUGAAAUAUAUUAAACAUGUGAUAUACUAUUUAAGUGUUUCUUACAUUUUUAUCAAUUCGCACAAAAUUCUAUUGAGCGAUCUAAGAGGUAACUGUGUGUAAACGCGUGCGAUGUAACCGAAGAUUAAUGUCGGUGUGAUCUUGCCGAAUUAGUGUUGAAUGUCACGCAUACACGUGAUUUGCACGUGAUUUCCAUUACGUAUUAGUGAUUUUUAUGUUAAUUGUUCUUUUAUUUUUAAACAAAUGAAACGGGAUAUUCGGCGGUCCGCAAAACUCCAAUUCCGGAAAUUAUACCGGUAUCAAUCGUUGGACGUCAUUAACAACUGGAUGUAACUCACAACUAACGAAUCAUCAGUUGCGAGAAAGACGCGGUAGAAGGACUUAGAUGAGGAAUUGUUCUAUAUACAUUUCUGUGAACUUUUCCUUUUUUUAUUUUUUUUUUUUUUUUUUGUAAAAUAUAUGUAUUGUUUGAAUAGCAGAACUCGCAUUAAACAUCGUACGAAACACUUUAAUUCGCGAUUGGAUGUCUUAUAGUGGUUAAAAAAGGUAUUUGCUACAAUGUGACCUUAUUCUCAACGUAUUAAUACCAAUAAAAAUGAUAUAUUCUGGUAGAAGCUGUGUAGUGAUAUUUUUCUCUCUCGAUGUAAAUCUAUUCCAAAACAAAAUGAAGCAUGCAAAUGCUUCUUUUACCCACUAUAUGUAUGCGAAGAACACUAAUUUAUAUCAUAUUAUACGACGCGUGUCAUAUAAUAUGUGUAAAAUCCCUAUCUCUCUUGCAUUCCGAUCGUUCCAUUACGUUUGUAGCUUUCUUCCGCGCUGACGAAGUUUAAGUACCGAGUACCACUGACGAAUGUAAUUAGCAAGUGUAAAAAUGGUUUAUCUAUAUAUUAUAAAAUACCAUAGAUUUGUAUAUUAUAUUAAAUACCGGGGGAUAAAUAUCCGAAGUAGAAAUAUAUUUUGCGCGUUUGUCGAGGAAAAGAGAGAGAUAGAGAAAAAGGCGUGAUACUGCAUGCAACAUAAAGUUUUCUAUUGUCGUACGAGCAGAUGCUAUUACGGAAGAAAUCGAGUAAAGUAGGAUUACGUUUGAGAAGUGGCGGAAUGCGUUACGUGUAAGGAAUAUUUGUAUAAACGAAACCGAAUUUUCACUCUUUUAAAGUUGAAAUAAAUAAAUACUAUAUA